Molecule: messenger RNA, 504 nt
Organism: Trichomonas vaginalis G3
Lineage: Eukaryota; Parabasalia; Trichomonadida; Trichomonadidae
Product: RNA polymerase II transcription regulator recruiting protein
Exons: 1
Coding region: 1-504 (167 amino acids)
Biological process (GO): regulation of DNA-templated transcription
Cellular component (GO): nucleus
Molecular function (GO): RNA polymerase II cis-regulatory region sequence-specific DNA binding; DNA-binding transcription factor activity, RNA polymerase II-specific
Source: RefSeq, a predicted model, not a curated record
AUGGCAGCAGCGAACGUGACUAUACCUGUGACACCAAAGAAGAAUCAGAGAUUCACAUCAGAAGAAGAUGAAAUUCUUAGGAGCAUUGUUUCGCAACAUAGCAAACUGUCAUGGAAAGAAAUAGCUAAAAAUUUGCCUGGAAGAACAGCCAGCCAGUGUCGUGACAGAUACAAUCAAUACUUAUACACAGAAGUGGUAGCUAAGCCGUGGACUGUCGACGAGGACAAAUUGAUUAUUGAGAAAUACAUGCAAUAUGGCCCCCAUUGGGUUCAAAUUGCCAAAUUCCUUCCUGGAAGAAGUGGAGUUAAUAUUAAGAACAGAUGGAAUAGUGCAUUAAAGAAGUACCAUAAGAUACCCCAUAAAAACUUCAAAAUAACAAGGCGUUUGAAAUCUGAGAGAUCUAGCGUUCAACCAGCAGAUAUAUCCGGAAUGGAUUUCUUAAACGACCUUUUUCGCGUUUCAAAUCAAGCAUUGAUGGAAUUCUUUGGAUCUUACAAAGAAUAA